UUGGAAAUGUACCGGUGCAGGUUUUCAGAGCUUAAAGUCUUAUCGUAGUCUGACCUAGACAAUACAUACAUCUUCCAGACUGACCCCUUGAUUACUGGUCAGUGCCAUUCCCAGAGAUGGUUCAACAUUAUCAGAAUCAGCAUUACGAGCGAUUAAAAAAGCAAUGCCAGCGAGCUGGGCGUCUCUUCGAAGAUCCAACUUUCUCUGCGACUGACCGUUCUCUGUAUUUCAGUCACAGCCCCGCAAGGGCAGUGCAAUGGAAGCGUCCACAGGAACUUGUCCAAGCACCCCGUCUGUUUGAUGAGGAUGGCAUUAGUCCCCAUGACCUGCAGCAAGGUAGUUUGGGGAAUUGCUGGUUUGUGGCGGCUGCUUCAUGUCUGGCUGGUGACCCCUCAGUGUGGAAAAAGGUUAUACCCUCCCCACAGGAACAAGACUGGCCUCAGGCUGGUGGUUCUACCCAUGCUGGUAUAUUCAGGUUCCGGUUUUGGCGUUUUGGUCGGUGGAUUGAAAUUGUAAUCGAUGACCGCCUGCCCACCACUGAGGGGGAGCUGAUCUUCUGUCGUCCUGGUAGAAGGGGGGGCCCAUUCUGGUGUGCACUACUAGAGAAAGCGUAUGCCAAGUUAAAUGGUAGUUACGAGGCGUUAGAUGGAGGUAGUACAGCAGAGGCUCUUAUUGACUUCAGCGGGGGAAUCUCUGAGCCGAUCAACCUUCUGGAGGAUAAUUUAGCAUCUGAUGAAGACAAGAAAAAGUUGUUGUUCAAGGCAGUGAUGAAGGCACACACUCGAGCUUCCCUCAUCAGCACUUCAAUCAGGCCCUCUACAGGUCAGUCAUUAGAAGAGGUCUUGUCCUCCGGACUGGUCAUAGGUCAUGCAUACAGUGUUACUGGUAUCCAAAGCAUUAAAUUGCGCUCUGGACUCAUGUCCCUUUUCCGGACUCACAAACUGCGUCUCAUCCGUUUGCAAAACCCCUGGGGGAGUGGAGAGUGGACGGGGGCUUGGAGUGAUAACUCAGAAGAGUGGAAGAAAGUUGGUCGCAGAGAACGCGAAAAGAUGGGGGUUACCGUGAAUGACGAUGGUGAAUUCUGGAUGAGCUGGGAUGAUUUCUGUUCCCACUUCACUGACCUCAUCAUCUGCCGUCGAGUGAACACUCACUUUCUCAGCACUCACAAAACCUGGAGUGAGGUGUCAGUCAUGUCUACAUGGAAACAAGAUCCAGAUCCAUUGAAAGACCGAAGUGGAGGUUGCCCUAACUACAAGGACACCUACCUGCACAACCCACAGUUUGUUUUUGAUGUGACUUUAAAUCAGGAGUGUGCUCUAAUUUCCCUGGAGCAAGAGGAUCGUAGGACUCAACGCAGCAUUGGUGGGGGAGAAAACCUUCCCAUUGGUUUCUUUGUAUUUAAGGUGGAGAUAAACCGAAUAUACCGCCUACACCGGCAGGCCAGCGGAGUCUCAUCCUCCACUUACAUCAAUUCUCGCAGUGUAUUUCUGCGCACAGAGUUACAGAAAGGCCGUUACAUCAUCUUACCGACAACCUUCAGCCCGGGUCAAACCGGCUCAUUUCUCCUCCGAAUCUAUACAGACCGAGCCAUCAGACUCAGGGAGCUCACACGUGAUGUUCCCAAGCCUUCCUGUCUGUCAUUCUGCCUUGGCAUUCCUAGAACUGUCACCUCCAUUACCGUACAUGCAGCAUCUGGACUCUCACAACCAGGAAGCAACCAUGACCCUAGUGUUUACGUUACCAUUCACUGUGAAGGGGAGAAGGUGACCUCUAAAACUGUAAAAGGCCGCAAUCCAGAAUUUGACCUGAAAGGUGUUUUUUAUCGGAAGAAUGAGCGUAGACCUCUAGUUGUAAAGGUUUGGCUGUCUCGGUUGAUGAGGGACAUCCUUCUUGGUAGUGUAUCUGUCCCAUGUCCAGUGGGGGAGUCAAAUCAAAGUUCUGUACUGAAGCUACAGAGCAAGGAAGGAACGUCUUCUGGCUACGUCUUGAUAGAGUCAUCUACCAGCUCUGACAUGACCUCACUCUAAAUCUCCUACCUUAUUCUUCUCCCGCCAUCACUGUGAAGAUCACAGCAAAGCCUGGAUUAAUCGACAUGCAAGA
Messenger RNA from Pelobates fuscus (common spadefoot toad), 2100 nucleotides. RefSeq names its product calpain-5-like. The transcript has 12 exons. NCBI's taxonomy places the organism in Eukaryota, Metazoa, Chordata, Amphibia, Anura, Pelobatidae. Gene Ontology annotation, cellular component: cytoplasm. Gene Ontology annotation, biological process: proteolysis. The record is from RefSeq and is a predicted model, not a curated record. The coding region runs from base 117 to 2027 and encodes 636 amino acids. Gene Ontology annotation, molecular function: calcium-dependent cysteine-type endopeptidase activity.